Molecule: messenger RNA, 555 nt
Organism: Arachis duranensis
Lineage: Eukaryota; Viridiplantae; Streptophyta; Magnoliopsida; Fabales; Fabaceae
Exons: 1
Coding region: 1-555 (184 amino acids)
Source: RefSeq, a predicted model, not a curated record
AUGAAAGCGCUAUCUGUACCACUACGUAGAUGGCAUAAGCAGCAUUUUGGGGAUAUAUCGGAGAGGAUAAAGAGGUUUGAGGAAGAAUUUAAGAAGGUGGAUGAUAUGAUUAGUAGUGGACGGCAUGAUGGUACACUUGAGGCAAGGAGGAAGGCGUUAGUAAGGUGCUAUGAGAAGUGGUAUGAGAGACAGGAUGUUCACUGGAAGCAAAUGUCUAGAUCUCGGCAUGCUAAUAAGAUGGAUAGAAACACAAGAUACUUCCAUAAUAUUUUGGCGAGAAGAGGAAAUAACAGAAUAGAGUAUUUGGUAAUUCAUGGGAGGUUAGUGCGGAAUCAAGCAAGGAUCAAAGUUGCGAUCCGGGACUUCUAUAAAUGGCUGUACCACCAAGAAGCUUCUCCAAGUGUGACCUUUAGGGAUGGAUUAGUUAAUCGGCUAGCGAGGGAGGAAGUUGAAGUAUUAGAGGUGAUACCAUCAGUAGAGGAAGUGAAAGAGGCAGUUUGGGAUUGUGAAUCUUCUAAGACUCCAGGGAGUGACAGAUACAACAAAAAUACAUAA